Messenger RNA from Poecilia latipinna (sailfin molly), 1133 nucleotides. RefSeq names its product solute carrier family 2, facilitated glucose transporter member 9. Gene Ontology annotation, cellular component: plasma membrane. Gene Ontology annotation, biological process: dehydroascorbic acid transport. The transcript has 4 exons. Gene Ontology annotation, molecular function: D-glucose transmembrane transporter activity. Lineage: Eukaryota; Metazoa; Chordata; Actinopteri; Cyprinodontiformes; Poeciliidae. The record is from RefSeq and is a predicted model, not a curated record. The coding region runs from base 351 to 683 and encodes 110 amino acids.
UGAUACCAAACGAAAACACACGAGUGCCGCUCUCUUUACUUUGUUUUUUUCUCUUUAGCGCAGUAGUACUUUGUUGCUCAAGGUGGACAGCAUCUAUAAGUUUGCGAAAGGGUUGUACUAUUUAUCUUAAUAAUAUUUUUGCACAGUUUGCUGCCAGAGGAGGCCCAGUAAAACAAUCUGAGGAAGCUCAGCGCGUGAGCAUCACUUUUGGGUGGUAGAACCCGGAUGUUCCCACAGCUCUCUGAAAUAACAGAGUUGACUCUUAACACCGCGGACUUGUGUCCAGAAGAUGCCGUCCUGGGAGUCCUGCAGCAUCCUGCAAACAUAUAAAAGGUUGCUGAAACUCCAUCAUGGACAAGCAGGACAGCCAGGCUGACCACAAAAUGAACGACUCACAGAAAACCCCUGAAAAGAAGCAGCCUCUCACAACCUGCCUGUUCAGCGCAGCCUUCUUCGGGGCCCUGGGUUCAUCUUUUCUUUACGGGUAUAACCUCUCUGUGGUCAAUGCACCUGCUUCGUACAUUAAAGAUUUCUACAAUAAGACCUGGAUGGAGAGAUAUGGGGAACCUAUUCUUCCAGAAACAUCGACUCUUUUGUGGUCUGUAACUGUGUCCAUAUUCGCCAUCGGAGGCCUUCUUGGAACUCUGUCGGUCUCUUUGAUUAUUAAAGUAGCUGGGCGGUGAGUAACACAAGAUCAUUUGCUCAGAGUUUUAUAUUUCAGGGCGUGAUUGUUGUAUCAGUUAUUCAAUAAGACGUGAAAAACAAGAAGAGUCUCUAAGGCGUUUGCAGGAAUUAAGAUAAUAAGUUGCAGCAACAUGCCGUUUGGUAAAUGCACUUCAUUUAAUUGAGCAUCACUAGUGGGGAGCGUCUCUGUUGAAUUUUAAACGUUGCCAGCCGAUUGAUACUCGUUUAAAUCUAUCAUGGCAGAGUUAACAACUGAUAACUGUCUUGGUAAAAUGCCAAGAAUCCAUUUUCUAAUCAUUUGUUUUUCAUUAUUUAGCUGUUAAAACAUUCAUCCACUUAAAGGAAACACAUUCAACACAUGUCAGUUUUCCCAGUAAUGGACUUCCCAGUGAAUUCACCCCAGGGUCAGACUGUAGGUUGGUUAGAGAGUUUGCGAAAAACAAGCCUGU